UUCCCCGCCCCUUGGAUUUCGUUUUAGACCUCUCCCAGUCCUCGGGGACUCGGUCUGGUUUAUACUGGGUCGCGCUAGGGGCAGCGGGACCGGCCCGGGUGGAGGGAGUUUUAACUCCUUGGAUUCUAAUUUCUCCCUCGUUACUCCUCUUCUCUUUUCUCGUUUGGGCAUUCAGGACUUCCAUCUUCCAGGCCUUGACUCUCUCCCCAGCUGCCUCCUCCUGUCCCAUAACCCCUUUGGGUCCCUUGCCGCACUUCGGGUCCCUAUGGCAGCGAGCAGCUGAGGGUUAAGGGGGCGGGACCGUUGCAUUUUUGGGGAGUGAGCGCAUCCUAGCGGCUGCCAAGAGGGGCGCCUAGCAGGGACCUCGCAAAGCCCCCUAACUGGGGCAACAGACAGGUGAAGUAAAAAGAGAAAACUAAGAAAUCAGCGCGGCCGGAGGGGCGCUGUGUGGAUGGGAUGGGGACGCCAGGGGAGGGGCUGGGCCGCUGCUCCCAUGCCCUGAUCCGGGGGGUCCCUGAGAGCCUGGCUUCGGGGGAGGGUGCGGGGGCUGGCUUCCCGGCUCUGGACCUGGCUAAAGCUCAGAGGGAGCACGGGGUACUUGGGGGUAAACUGAGGCAGCGGUUGGGGCUGCAGCUGCUAGAACUGCCUCCUGAAGAGUCGCUGCCGCUGGGACCGCUCCUCGGUGACACCGCCGUGAUCCAAGGGGACACGGCCCUAAUUACGCGUCCCUGGAGCCCCUCCCGCAGGCCGGAGGUCGAUGGAGUCCGCAAAGCCCUUCAGGAUCUUGGGCUCCGGAUUGUGGAGAUGGGGGAUGAGAACGCGACGUUGGAUGGCACUGAUGUUCUCUUUACGGGCCGGGAGUUUUUCGUAGGCCUCUCCAAGUGGACCAAUCACCGAGGAGCUGAGAUCGUGGCAGACACGUUCCGAGACUUCGCUGUCUCCACAGUGCCGGUCUCGAGCUCCUCCCACCUGCGCGGCCUUUGCGGCAUGGGGGGACCCCGCACUGUCGUGGCUGGUAGCAGCGAGGCUGCCCAAAAGGCUGUCAGGGCGAUGGCAGUGUUGACAGACCAUCCCUAUGCGUCCCUGACUCUCCCAGAUGAUGCAGCUGCUGACUGUCUCUUUUUGCGACCUGGGCUACCUGGUGUGCCCCCUUUUCUCCUGCACCGCGGAGGCGGGGACCUGCCCAAUAGCCAGGAGGCAUUGCAGAAGCUCUCUGAUGUCACCCUGGUACCUGUGUCCUGCUCAGAACUGGAGAAGGCAGGCGCUGGGCUCAGCUCCCUCUGCCUGGUGCUCAGCACGCGUCCCCACAGCUGAGCUCCUGGCCAUAGGGUUCUGGCUGGCUAAUGUUUGGGCAGCAUAGGGAGUAGAAGUGGAAGGAGGCUUAGACAGAGGACGGUGAAUAGGUAUAGUAGUGGGGAGAGGGCCCCAAGAUGGGGGGGAGGGCUUAGUGUGGGAAAAAUGAUAGAGUCCCCUGGGUGAGUCCUCUUCCUCGGAACUAAUAAAACAGAACUGACCUUUUA
Neogale vison (American mink) is the source of this 1520-nucleotide messenger RNA. It is a transcript of the gene DDAH2, whose product is annotated as dimethylarginine dimethylaminohydrolase 2. Bases 457 to 1314 code for a protein of 285 amino acids. NCBI's taxonomy places the organism in Eukaryota, Metazoa, Chordata, Mammalia, Carnivora, Mustelidae. The transcript is spliced from 7 exons. The record is from RefSeq and is a predicted model, not a curated record. Gene Ontology annotation, molecular function: amino acid binding; dimethylargininase activity. Gene Ontology annotation, biological process: arginine metabolic process; positive regulation of nitric oxide biosynthetic process.